GUAGUGUCACAGAAAAUGUGUCAAUUUUGAUCUCUACUCAGGCGCUUUGGAAAAAAUGUUGGUUGAUAAAAUUUAAUUCCUUUCUAUAGUUCUGUAGCAGCAAAGCUACAAUUGGGGAGUCUGAAUAAAAGUCAAUAAUUCAUAAUAUAAACAAAUAAAAGCAUCGCGCAAUUUGAAACCGCGCGAUAUUCCCCUCACACACACACACACGAAAAUUUAAACGGUAAAUUUUGCUGACAAAGCAGAAAUAGAAAUCAUCAGAAAAAUAUUCAUUUCCUCACGUGUUGAAAGAUUCUUUGAUAUUAAAACUAACCAUGUCUGAGUUAGAUUGGGAUGAUCCAAAUUAUGUGGAGAAACCAUCGAUUACUGAUUAUAAAUCUAUAAAUGAUAAGUACGAGCAAAGCGUACGCCGUGAGUAUAAAAAUUCUACGUACAGCCGUGAUUAUCGUGGACGCGACUCUGGACGGAAUCCCAGAAAUGGUGAUCGUGAGCACAGCGAAUCGAUAAGCAUUGCCAGCAACAUGGUCGGACGAGUGAUAGGUCGAGCCGGUUCAAAUGUGACGCGCCUACAAAACGAUUUCAAUGUUCGCGUCAAUAUUGAUAAGGAGAAUUUGAUGGUAAAGGUCUGUGGAGAGAGCAGUCGCGAUGUUGCCGAUGCUGCAAAUCGCAUUCGCAAACAAAUCAGUGAGGCUAGUGAUUUUGGAGGCAGCGGUGAAGGGGGAGGUCGCAGAGACGUUAGGGACUACAACCAGAAAAGCCAAUUCGGCAGUGGAGGUACUGGAGGCGGCCGUGGUUACUCAGGUAGUAACUAUGAUUUUGGAGCACCGCCACCACGAUAUGAGGCACCGCAGGGCGGUGAUCUCAAUGGUGUUAUUGAUUGGGAUGCGGUUAAUAAAGCAUCGGAAAAAGCCCAACAAGAACGCUGGGCAAAAGCUCCGCCAAUAACAAAGAAUUUCUAUAAGGAGGCUAGCGAAGUCGCCGAAUUGCCGGAAUCGGAAAUAGAGCGGAUUCGGAAAGAGAAUAACAACACGACAGUGUCGCAUCUUUUUGAAGCCAAGAAUGGCGAAACUCCGGAACCUAUACCGAAUCCUAUAUGGAAAUUUGAGCAAUGUUUUGCCGAAUAUCCCGAUUUAUUGGGCGAGAUACAAAAGCAAGGAUUUAGCAAGCCCUCGCCCAUACAGGCCCAAGCUUGGCCAAUUCUUCUACAGGGUCUCGAUAUGAUUGGCAUCGCUCAGACUGGCACGGGCAAGACAUUGGCUUUCCUCUUGCCAGGCAUGAUUCAUACUGAAUAUCAGUCCACUCCCAGGGGUCAACGGGGUGGAGCAAAUGUCCUCGUGUUGGCCCCAACGCGUGAGUUGGCCCUACAAAUUGAAAUGGAGGUCAAUAAGUACUCGUUCCGCAACAUGAGGGCAGUUUGUGUUUAUGGCGGAGGUUGUCGAAAAAUGCAAAUCUCAGAUGUAGAACGCGGUGCUGAGAUAAUUAUAUGCACUCCAGGACGUCUCAAUGAUUUGGUUCAAGCCAAAGUCAUUGAUGUCAGCACCAUAACCUAUCUGGUAUUGGAUGAGGCUGAUCGCAUGCUGGAUAUGGGAUUCGAGCCUCAAAUUCGUAAAAUUCUGUUGGAUAUUCCUCCGAAUCGUCAAACAAUUAUGACAUCGGCCACCUGGCCGCCUGGAGUGAGGCGUUUGGCCAAUAGUUAUAUGACCAAUCCCAUUGAGGUGUGUGUGGGAUCCCUUGAUUUGGCUGCCACGCAUUCUGUAAAGCAGAUUGUACAAUUUUUGGAGGAUGACAAGGAAAAGUAUCGGACCAUCAAAUCUUUUAUUAAGAAUAUGGGCGAAUCAGAUAAAAUAAUUAUAUUCUGCGGUCGCAAGGCAAGAGCCGAUGAUCUGUCGAGUGAUCUUACAUUGGACGGCUUCAUGACCCAAUGUAUCCAUGGAAAUCGCGACCAAAAUGAUCGUGAACAGGCUAUAGCAGAUAUCAAAUCGGGUGUUGUCCACAUUCUGGUAGCCACAGAUGUGGCAUCUCGUGGUUUGGACAUUGAGGAUAUAUCUCAUGUAAUCAACUAUGAUUUUCCACGUAACAUUGAAGAGUAUGUGCAUCGUGUGGGCCGCACAGGACGAGCCGGACGCAAGGGCACCUCCAUUAGUUUCAUUACACGUGAGGAUUGGGGUAUGGCCCAUGAGCUUAUAAAAAUUCUAGAGGAAGCCGAUCAGGAAGUUCUUCCUGAAUUGGUAAAAAUGGCCAGUCGUUUCAAGGCUAUGAAGGAGAAGCGCGCAGCUGAGGGCGAUGGAGGACACGGUCGUGGCGGAGGUUUUGGACGUGGUGGAGGAGGAGGAGGAGGCGGCGGCGGUGGACGUCGCCGCUAUUAACAUAAACCUUUUUGCAGUAUAAUCUUUAAACGACUACAUUAACGCACAUUGGCGGCGUUUAAGUUAAUCCCCAGUAGAGAGAAUGAAUCUCCCAUUGCUAACCCCUGUUCCUUUUAAUUUUUUUUUCUACUUUUUAAAAGUAAAACAACACAAUGUAUCAAAAAUAUGGACAAAUAUUAUUAUAAAUGUUAAUUUGUGGCACCCGUA
Messenger RNA from Drosophila willistoni, 2573 nucleotides. RefSeq names its product probable ATP-dependent RNA helicase DDX43. The record is from RefSeq and is a predicted model, not a curated record. The transcript is spliced from 4 exons. Gene Ontology annotation, molecular function: RNA helicase activity; ATP binding; RNA binding. NCBI's taxonomy places the organism in Eukaryota, Metazoa, Arthropoda, Insecta, Diptera, Drosophilidae. The coding region runs from base 315 to 2366 and encodes 683 amino acids.